AUGAAAAUUAUGUCUCUCCCUGACGUCCAUCAAGUAUUCCUCAGUUUCCGAGGAGAUCAGUUGCGCUACAGCUUCGUCAGCCACCUUCUUGAUGCCUUUGAGAGACAUGAAAUCUUGUAUUUCGUAGACAAAGACGAGCUAAGGGGAAAAAGUAUGACAACCCUUUUUGUGAGGAUUAAAGAGUCGAAGAUCGCGCUAGUCAUCUUCUCUAGUAGGUAUGCCGAGUCGAGUUGGUGCAUGGAUGAGUUGGUGAAGAUAAGAAAACGUGUGGAUAAAGGAAAGCUCCAAGUCAUUCCCAUUUUCUACAAGGUUAGGGCAAUUGAUGUGAGAGGACAGACCGGUGAGUUUGGUGACAAGUUCUGGGCGCUUGCUAAAACUUCUCGAGGAGUUCAGAUCAUGGAGUGGAAGGAAGCCCUAGAGUGUGUUUCCAACAAGAUGGGUUUGUCCUUGGGAGACAAAAGUUCGGAAGCCGAUUUUAUCAAGGAAAUUGUUAGAGAGCUUGAGAGAGUUCUAGAUGAAAUUCGACACAAGGCCACAGAAGAUUAUCAUUGUAUCAAUUAG
This is a messenger RNA of Camelina sativa (false flax), 561 nucleotides long. Its product is annotated as disease resistance protein RBA1. Lineage: Eukaryota; Viridiplantae; Streptophyta; Magnoliopsida; Brassicales; Brassicaceae. Gene Ontology annotation, biological process: signal transduction. The record is from RefSeq and is a predicted model, not a curated record.